Molecule: messenger RNA, 3056 nt
Organism: Pocillopora meandrina
Lineage: Eukaryota; Metazoa; Cnidaria; Anthozoa; Scleractinia; Pocilloporidae
Source: the annotation of a GenBank genome assembly
AUGAAUGAGUUCUUAUUGCUUCUGUGUCUCGUCUCUUUGGGAUACAGUGAGGAAAUAAAUAUCAAACUGGUAGAUAACUGGCCCAAUGGUUUCAAAAUGAAGAUUAGCCAUAUUAUGUCUCAGAGUGUAAUAGGAGGGUGGAAGAUGUCACUCAAGUUUUCAAAGCCGAUAGGGCAGCUUCAAGCUCCCAAUGCUCGUCGGUUGUCUUCUGCUCAGGGUAAUAGCGUUUUCUGUUUAAGGAAUCAGCAGUACAAUGGGAAUCUCAAGGCUGGAUCUAAAUUGAAAAUGGAAUUUAUUGGGGAAAAGGCGAAAAACAAUGAAGCUGCUCCUUCCGCAACUCUAGAAUUUCACCCGGGAAGAAACGCCAAAUGCGACAUGUCCCCAUUCCCAACAGUAAUCCCACCGGGAGCGACUCCCCCAGUUCAAGAAAAUUCCACUGCAAGAUUGAUUGAAGAAUGGCCGAAUGGAUUUAAAAUGAAAAUUAGUAUUCUUAUGCAGCAGAAGGUCGAGGGAGGCUGGGUGAUGACACUAACGUUCCCCAUUGCUGUGAGGGCGCUUCAAACGCCAAAAGCGUUCAAGAAAUGGCGAUCCAGUGAUCGCAAGGUAUACAUCCUGGAAAACAGACCCUAUAACGCCAAUCUUGAUAAAUGUUCAAGGCUUGAGAUGAUCAUUAUUGGAAGGAAACAAAUGAAUUCUGACCCGCCGAGUGAAGCCACGAUCGAGUUUCGCCGGAAAGAGAGCUGGAUUGGAGGAGGUGAGGGAGGAUGUACUUUUAGUACUACCCAACCACCAACCACCACAGAAGAACCAGGGACAUCAAUGCCACCAGUUACCGCAGAACCACCUACUAGCACAGAACCACCAACUACCACCAAACCAACAACCAUAGAGCCAGUGACAGCCACAGAGCCACCAACUACCAUAGAACCAACAACUACCAAUGGACCAACAACUGUCACAGAGCCACCAACCACUAAAGAGCCAGAUACCACAGAGCAACCGGCUACCAACGGACCAACAACUAUCACCGAGCCUCCAGCAACCACAGAACCCCCAACUACCAACUUACCAACAACUGGCACAGAGCCACCAACUGCCACCGAAUCACCAACCACUAAAGAAGUAACCACCGAAAAACCACUAGCUACCACAGAGUCACCAUCUACGAAAGUACCUUCAACCACCACAGAACAACCAACUGAGCUACCCACUACGAAUAAACCCAGCAGUGCUCCCCCGCCAUUUGAUUAUGACGUAGUACUUCACGAUUCCAUUUUGUUUUACGAAGCUCAACGAUCAGGUAAACUUCCUUCCUCCAACCGAGUUCCCUGGCGGAAAGACUCAGCACUCGGUGACCGCGGUGAUAAUGGCGAGGACCUGACUGGUGGCUGGUAUGAUGCAGGAGAUCACGUAAAGUUUGGGUUCCCGAUGGCGUUUAGUGUUACUAUGUUGUCUUGGGGCUUAGUGGAGUAUAGAGAUGCUUAUGAAGAUGCUGGAGAGUUGAGUUACAUGUUGGACUCCAUUAAGUGGCCCUUGGACUAUUUUAUGAAAGCACACACGAAACAAGAUGAGUUCUAUGGACAGGUAAGACCGGGCAGGUACUGAUUAUUUAAUUAGUAUCCAAGUGAUGCCCAUGAUAAUGUAAAAAACUAACCAUUUUAACCAACCUACGGUAAGUUUUCCUGGAAACUAAUCUCAAGCCUUGUCUUAUCAUUUGACCAAUUGUCUAUAAGGUUGGUGAUGGCAAUGCUGAUCAUGGUUACUGGGGCAGACCAGAGGACAUGACUAUGAGAAGACCAGCCUGGAAGAUCACUCCUCAGAAACCAGGAUCAGACCUGGCCGCUGAGACAGCUGCAGCCCUUGCUGCGGCUUCAAUCGCUUUCCGAUCCACAGACAUCAGCUAUUCAAUGAGACUUCUUCAGCACGCUGCUGAACUUUAUGACUUUGCAGACAAAAACCGUGGGCUGUACAGUGAUUCCAUUCCUAAUGCAGCCAGCUUUUACCGCUCGCACAGUGGAUAUAAAGACGAACUCGUCUGGGGUGCAGCUUGGCUGUACAAGUAAGGAACCUUGAUUAUUUGUGAGAUUGUGUCUUUUUUAACAACUAUAGUAGGAGUUGAUCCGUAAGUGAGAGAUACAUUAUAAACAUUGUUGGCUUAUUUUUGCCAACAGCUGGGCAAAUUGUCUAACUGAGUCACUGGUAAACCACAUAUAUGUAUCAAUAAAAUACUUUUAUAGUGAAUCGAUUUGUUCGCUCCUAAUAUUACCAGGCGUAUGUUAUAUUGAGCGUCAUACGAGGAUUUUAUUCCAGGGAGUUUGUGAAGAAGUUGACUAUUGCAAUGAAAUGCGAACGCGUUGGUUAACAUGUCUUUCGAAAUCAUUUUAGCACAGCUCUUUUUCCUCCUCAGAGCUACCCAAGAUCAAAAGUAUCUCUCUAAGGCCGAACAGUACUACAAUGAUUUUGCCAUGAAUGGAAAACCUUGGGCGUUUUCAUGGGAUGACAAAAAAGGCGGCGUUCAGGUCCUCUUGGCUACAAUCACAAACAAAGCUUCGUACAAACAAGCUGUGGAUACUUUUAUAACGAGUUGGCUUCCCGGACACGAAGUCCACUACACUCCGAAAGGCCUCGCCUGGCGUGAUCAGUGGGGUCCAAACCGCUACUCGGCCAACACUGCCUUUUUGGCCCUAGUCGCCGCUGACCAUGGAAUAAGACCGACUGCGUUCCGCAACUUCGCAAAGCAACAAAUUCACUACAUGUUGGGUGAUAGCGACCGCAGUUUUGUGGUAGGGUUCGGUACCAACCCACCAGAAAGGCCUCACCAUCGCAGCAGUUCUUGCCCAUUGUCUCCCGUCCCUUGCAGUUGGAAUGACUUUAACAAGCCAGACCCCAACCCGCAAAUUUUGUACGGUGCUUUAGUUGGAGGCCCGGGUAAGAAUGACGAGUACAAAGAUGACAGAACAGAUUUUAUCAAGAAUGAGGUGGCCACGGAUUACAAUGCUGGAUUUCAGUCGGCCGUGGCUGGACUGAAACAUUUGUCAUUGACAGGGAAGCUAUAA